UUUUUAAUUGGUUCUAUGACGCAAACAUUUGUUUUCAACCAUUUUCAACGUUCGCUCUGAUGAUUGGUGAAAUAUCGUGACGUAGCCCGCAAGCUAGCAAAUCAGAUGUCGACACAUGUAUUUACGUCAUCAAUUUACUUUGGCCACCUUGAGACACAUGAAGAUAAACCGAUACAACCAGUCAAGACGAGACGAGAGUCGGUUGAGCGCAUAUGUGUUGUUGUUUUCAAUGUAAGGCGACCGAACGGAAAAAGGGAGGUUUUUUGUGUAGUUUCGUCCCAAGCUGUGUGGUUUACAGCACUGGGCUUAAAAUAGUCAAAUCGCUGUCAGCGCCUAGUGAUGCAGCCUCGUCGGGGGCGAGGUCAGUCCCAGGUGGGGCUGGGAGUCAUCAUGCUGGCCUCGCAGCUCCUCAAUGUCGGACUGGACCGCAUCCCACCCGUCACCCUGGCUACCAUUGCUGCUCAAGUGGCGCUGUUUCUGAACAUCAUCCGUCCGCCGUGGCACCGGUAUGAUGCCUGUAUCAGUGUGCUCACUGUGCUGCGUCAGGGCGACUACAAGCGCAUCCUCAUUAGCACCUUCGAACAUGCCGACGAGUGGCACCUCUACUACAACAUGGUCUCUUUCCUCUGGAAGGGCAUGCGUCUCGAGCAAAGGAUGGGAAGCCGGCGGUUCGCCAUUCUUCUGGCAGUGUUCUCAGUCUCCUGCAGCAUGACCUAUCUGGCCUUGGCCAAGACUGCUACAGACUUCUUCCACGAUGGCUCAUACUCCAGACAAUGCGCCAUUGGAUUUUCAGGUGUGAUAUUUGCGCUGAAGGUGCUCACUCACCAGCUGGAGAGCGCGCCCGGCACGUGGACCUACCUGUCGGGCCUGGCGGUGCCGGCGCGCUGGGCCGUCUGGGCCGAGCUGGUCCUCAUCCACAUACUGGUGCCGGGCGCCUCAUUCAUCGGCCAUCUGGCGGGCAUUCUUGUAGGCCUGGCUUACACGUACGGGCCGCUAGAGUACGCCGUCAGCUGCCUCGACAAGAUUAUUGCAGCAUUUUCGGCGGCUGCAACUUUGGAGGGCUGCCUUCGGUAUCAUCGGAACUCAGCCUACCAAGAUGGGUGGUGCAAUGCCACGUUCGACAGCAUCCUCUGCUGGCCUCCGACGGCGCCGUCCACUGAGCAGCUGCUGCCCUGUCCACCCUUCAAGGGCGUGGAUCCCAACAAGUUCGCGCGCCGUUACUGUCUGGAGGACGGUAUAUGGCGGGGUCGGGCACACCACGAGACGCUGGUGGGUGGCUGGACCAACUACUCCGACUGCUUCAUCCCCGAGGUGAAGAAGCUGAUGGACCAGCUGUACAGCUCAUCAGGGGACGACGCUGGGAAGAAGCUCACUAUCGCUCGGGUGGGCCGAAUUCUGGAGAUGGUCGGCCUAAGCGUGUCUUUCUGCUGCAUUAUCAUCUGUCUUUUCCUCUUCUGCUAUUUUCGUCGUCUGCGGAACAGCCGGACGCGGAUCCACAUCCACCUCUUCACGGCCAUCCUGGUACUGGUGGUGCUGAGGCUGACGCUGUACAUCGACCAGUACAUCAUCCGAGCCGGCGACAGCAACGACGGCAACGAGCGAGGCAUCGACAACACGCCGGGGCUGUGCGAGCUGUUUUACGUGCUGCAGGAGUGGGCGCGGUCAGCCACCUUUCUCUGGAUGUUCCUCGAGGGCUACUACCUGCACUCGACUCUCACCAGGGACGUGUUCAACGAGAAACCCAACUUUGUAGUAUUCAGCCUGAUCGGCUGGGGCCUGUCCAUUUUGCUGACGUCUGUCUGGGCAAUCUUCAUGGCGUACCUCUACACAGAGACGCAGUGUUGGUGGGGAAAACAUGUGAGCCGGCUUUAUUGGAUCAUCCAAGGACCUCGGUUUAUGGUAAUAGCGGCCAACCUGGGAUUCCUUCUCAACAUAUUAAGAGUUCUUGUCACAAAACUUCACGAAAGCAGCUCAAAUGACGUCCAGAAAGUCAGGAAGGCGGUGCGCGCGGCGCUGUUCCUCCUCCCGCUGCUGGGCAUCACCCACUCGCUGGAGAUGUUCGAGCCGCCGCUGGACCGGUCCGUGGCCGUGUUCGGCUGCUACACCAUCGUACUCGCCGUGCUCGACUCGUUCCAGGGCUUCUACAUCUCGCUGCUCUACUGCUUCCUCAACCAGGAGGUGCGUGAUGCGGUGGUGAAACAAUGGCACGACAUGAGCGUGCAGCGCCAGCUCGGCUGUCGGAGACCGUCGCACAUCGACAGAAAAGCCAGCUGCCGGCUGCUGCACAUGCACAGCGUUCGGACGGAUGCGGAGGCGACUGUCGAGCAAACGGUACCCACCGAGAACCCAUGACAGGAGAGGGCCGGCACCAGUCGGCCGUCCGACCCCGGCGAGCAGCGCCACCUAGCCUCCAACGGCCGCUCCGGACUGCCGCCUGGCGAGCAGACAGUGCUGACAUCUGCCGGCCGCAGUGUGCUGCCAUCUGCGGGCAAACUACUGUCGCCCUCGGCUGGUCGCCUGGCCGAUCGCUCGAGCGAAACACAAAUUGACGCCCUGUGAUUGACUCGCCUUUGCUCGCUCGGCCGAGAGAGGGCGGAGUGUUUUUAGAAGAGGACUGCUUCGCAAUGUGUGAGAGGGAAAGGAGAGAGUCAGAAAGCCAUUGAUAUUUGAGGACAGUGUCAUGAUACGGGUAUCAUCAGACGCAUAUGACUCUCCAGCACGGUCAAGAGCAUGAAAAAAUACGAGAACACCCAAACGAGUACGUCAUGUUGAAUGUAUCAUAGUUGAUAUGAGAUAUAUUUACGUGGGUUGCUGGUUGAUCCAAAGUUCUCUUUCUUGUUGGCUUGUAAACACAAGGGUUUAGUUGGUAAGGAAUAAAAUAGAACGGCGCUCAUAUUAUUGUAGGUAUAACGAAUUCGAGUACCUAGUUACUAUCAAUGGUUUUAUCACUUAGGCGUUGGUUGUGUUCAACAUUAAUCACAGUGACUCACAGACCAGUGAAUUCAACUGAAUGUUAUCACUACGAUGGGGAAUGAUCUAUCAGGCGAGAAUUGCCCAACACUUGAAAUGUAGAUCGUUGCAUCACUCAUUAGUUUAAUGUUAAGCAUACGAAACACCCGCUCAUCAGUGGAGCACAAAGAUCCCACAACAACAACUGGGUUGUGUGUUGUGUGUUGUGGAUGGGGGGGGGGGGGGUAUCGCCGAUGGGGAGAGGCUGCGAGUCACCAGUGUCAUUGGUAUUGAUAUUCCAUACAUGUAUUGGGACUUGGGAUACAUUUGUGAGCGAAUCGAGACAAUAAAUCAAAAAUGAAAA
Messenger RNA from Amphibalanus amphitrite, 3313 nucleotides. Its product is annotated as PDF receptor-like. Bases 340 to 2352 code for a protein of 670 amino acids. The record is from RefSeq and is a predicted model, not a curated record. Gene Ontology annotation, biological process: cell surface receptor signaling pathway; adenylate cyclase-modulating G protein-coupled receptor signaling pathway. Gene Ontology annotation, cellular component: plasma membrane. The transcript has 17 exons. Gene Ontology annotation, molecular function: serine-type endopeptidase activity; G protein-coupled peptide receptor activity. Lineage: Eukaryota; Metazoa; Arthropoda; Thecostraca; Balanomorpha; Balanidae.